This is a messenger RNA of Condylura cristata (star-nosed mole), 1270 nucleotides long. It is a transcript of the gene FBXO2, whose product is annotated as F-box protein 2. The record is from RefSeq and is a predicted model, not a curated record. Gene Ontology annotation, biological process: SCF-dependent proteasomal ubiquitin-dependent protein catabolic process; glycoprotein catabolic process. Lineage: Eukaryota; Metazoa; Chordata; Mammalia; Eulipotyphla; Talpidae. The coding region runs from base 89 to 982 and encodes 297 amino acids. The transcript has 6 exons. Gene Ontology annotation, cellular component: cytoplasm; SCF ubiquitin ligase complex. Gene Ontology annotation, molecular function: protein binding; ubiquitin protein ligase activity.
CUCUACUCGGGCAGCGCCUGGACUCGCCGCCGGACGCGGGCCGCUGCGCUCCUGCUCCUCCUCUCACGACCGCCCUCCCUCUGCAGCGAUGGACGGAGACGGUGACCCAGAAAGCGUGGGCCAGCCCGAGGAAGCGAGCCUGGAGGAGCAGCCGGAGGGGGCGUGCGCGGAGGAGGAGAGCGCCGGGGAGGAGCGGCCGGACGAGGAAGGGGAGGCGGCGGCGGCGGCCUACCUGGACGAGCUGCCCGAGCCGCUGCUGCUGCGCGUGCUGGCGGAGCUGCCGGCCGCCCAGCUGGUGCGCGCGUGCCGCCUGGUGUGCCUGCGCUGGAAGGAGCUGGUGGACGGCGCCCCCCUGUGGCUGCUCAAGUGCCAGCAGGAGGGGCUGGUGCCCGAGGGCGGCGCGGAGGACGAGCGCGACCAUUGGCCGCAGUUCUACUUCCUGAGCAAGAGGCGGCGCAACCUGCUGCGCAACCCGUGCGGGGAAGAGGACUUGGAGGGCUGGUGCGACGUGGAGCACGGUGGGGACGGCUGGCGGGUGGAGGAGCUGCCUGGAGACUGCGGGGUGGAAUUCACCCACGACGAGGCCGUCAAGAAGUGCUUUGCCUCCUCCUUUGAGUGGUGUCGCAAAGCCCAAGUCAUUGAUCUGCAGGCCGAGGGCUACUGGGAAGAGCUGCUGGACACCACCCAGCCGGCCAUCGUGGUGAAGGACUGGUAUUCAGGUCGCAACGACGCGGGCUGCCUGUAUGAGCUCACGGUGAAGCUGCUGUCGGAGCACGAGGACGUGCUGGCCGAGUUCAACAGCGGGCAGGUGGCCGUGCCGCAGGACAACGACGCGGGCUGGGUGGAGAUCUCUCACACCUUCACCGACUAUGGGCCCGGUGUUCGCUUCGUUCGCUUCGAGCAUGCGGGACAGGACACGGUCUACUGGAAGGGCUGGUUCGGGGCCCGGGUGACCAACUGCAGCGUGUGGGUGGAGCCCUGAAUGACCCCUUUCCAGCUUCCGCGCCGCCCCAAAGGCGGGUAGACUGGCCUUAGCAGUAGCAGCCUCCCCCCCCCGCCAGUGCACCCCCCUCCUCUCCAGGCCCCUUACUCCAAGCCCAGUCCUCGCGCUAGAGGGUUUGUUGGCGUAUAUUGCCUCUGGGAAAUGAGACGGGAGAAGGCGUGGGCUUGGGCUGGGCCCACCCCAGGGAUCCCUGCACCGCGUACUGCGCCUGCGCAGUUUGGGCGCUCAAUAAAUGUUAUUUGUCCGAGGAAGGAAUGAAUGAACAAA